This is a messenger RNA of Piliocolobus tephrosceles (Ugandan red Colobus), 6968 nucleotides long. RefSeq lists its product as uncharacterized. The transcript has 2 exons. The record is from RefSeq and is a predicted model, not a curated record. Lineage: Eukaryota; Metazoa; Chordata; Mammalia; Primates; Cercopithecidae. Bases 1809 to 2780 code for a protein of 323 amino acids.
CUGGCUCUGGGCCAUGAGUGCCUGGAACCUGGCUCCUCGGCCUGGUCUCGUGUGGGCAGCACUCCACACAGCACCUGCGACAGGGGCCACUUCACACCUUGCCAAGGGACAGAGGGAGGGCCAAGGGAGUAGAUGAUCUUGCACAUUGUGGCUCACAUUGAUGUGUCCUUGGGGUGAGGGUGCCAUCCAGUGCUGCCAGCUCUCACCUGGGCCAGGCCAUCCUCUGCUAGCUUCAGGGUCUUUGACUUGAAAGGUGUACCCUCUGAGGGUGCCCUGCUGGCUGGAAACAGGACUGUGGAGCUCAGGUUAGGAGCGGGGGUGGCUGAGCCUUUAUUGCCCAGCAAGACCUUUCAACACCCCUGGGGCCAUGAGGCUGGGAGCCCCGCUAGCCCCCGGGGUUGUGGCUUUUCCUGCUUUACUUGUUAUUAUUUGUCUGACAAUAUAUUUAAUUAUAAGAUUUUAUGUAUUUUCAGGCACGUUUCUUUUAAGUAGCAUAUGACUGGAUUUGACCUUUGAUGGUGUUUGCUAUUGAUUAUACCCACACCAGUUCUCAUGUUCCUCAUCUGUAAAAUGGGUCAAUAAACUUGACACCCCCUCCAAGAGAAUUUGCUGGACUGAAGGGCCCAGCCCAUGGCCUGGCUGCUGGCCCUGGACCCAGCCACAUCUCGUCGUCUCUGGUGAGCCCAGCAUAAUGGGGCAGGGACAAACCCUGCUGGCCAGGGCAAGGCGUGGAGCCAAAGGGGCUGAGGGAGCACCAGGCACACUCAGGAGGCCAGUCCCGAAGGCUCCCACACUGGGCCUCAGUUUCCUCCACAGCAUGUAGCUAGCUAGGCCUGGAGCUGCUUCAGUCUGGGCCCAGUGCCCUCUCACCAUGGCAGGUGUCCUUGCCUGGUAUUGACCUCAACUGCCUACCCUGGCACCGCAGCCAAGAUUAACAAGGAGCAGGGGCCAGAGCCAGGGCAACAGGGGCUGGUACCCACUUCCCUAGGAGAUUCAGGACCCCUCAAGGGCAGACUGCCCCCACCAGGAGCUGCUGCCAACCUCCUGCCCCAGCACCCGGAGCCCUGGAAGGGCACAGGAAACGCCAUGGGAAUUCUGGCUGCCCUUGCACGUGUCUGUGGGCCUGAGGAUGGAUGGCGGGUGGGUGUGCAUGUGAGAAGCAAGCGAGGAUUGCGGGACAGAUGGGUGGGGGGCGGGGGGAGUGAGUCAGUGGUGGAGGGCCAGGAGUGGGGAGCAGGCGUGGGAGGGGUGCCCUGACCCUCUGUGGUGUGGGGAUGACACAGGCCAACCACCCCCGCCCAGAGCUAUUUCUGGCCUUGGUGCACUGAGCUGUGGCCUCCUGUUCUGCCUCAUAACUGUGGUCUGUGACGUGACCGCCUCACGGGGACAUGGCUGGUGUCUAAGAGGAUCCUGAGCUGACUGCUGUCCCGGCUGUGCUACAGCUGGCCCCACCCCCAGCCCCAGCCCUCUGCAGCCUCUUACCCCAGCCCUGGGAAGCAGCAGCUCAGAACCUCCCUGGAGAUUCCCCUCCCAGCCACCCUUGGCACAGGAGCACGCUGCCUGCCCCUCUGCACGUGGCCUGCAGCCCAGCCCCUCCGUACCCUCCCCCAUUACUAGCCAGGCCACCAGCCUUCAUGCUUGGGCAGGACACGCCUCGUGGUCCCUCUGGGCAGCACUGUGACUAUCUCCCUUGGCCACCUCUCCACCUGGGUAGUCUGGGGUGGGAGCAGGGCAGGGCUUAACCACUCACUGCCUCAGUUUCCUAAUCUGUAAAUGUAUUGCUGACUCACAUCUUUUUAUAGCAGGUGAUGGGACCCUCCGGUGAUCACAGCUCAGGGGCGGCAUCGGGGCCUGAAGGCACCGAGCUGUGUGCGAUGAAAGCCGGUGCUCGGGGCCUCCACAGCUGCCUGCCCUGUGCUGCCUCCUGGCCUCACUGGGCAGAGGCAGAGGCAUCCCUGUGGGACCUCAACCCAGGCUUGGCAGGGCAUGGAGGUGGGCGGGGCCCCAGGAACAGUUGGGGCCAGGGACGACAUGAAGAAGGCCAUCCCUACUCGGCUCGGCUUAGCUACCUGGGCUGCUGGGGUGAGCUGCUGACCUCAGCAGCCGCCUGCCUGCCCGCCAGCUGGGCGCAUCCCCAGAACCUCCCACCGCCACCUCCCCAUCCCCUUUCUCCACCCCUCACCUCUGCUCCUGCCCUCCUCACCCUCCCCCCUCCUCCUCCCUCCUCACUCCCUCCUGUGGUGGACGUGAACAGCCCUCCAUUCAGCGGAGCUGAUGGUGCAGGUGCCCACCUGGGCCGCCUGUUGCUCCCAUCAGGGGCACACGUCCUGGACUGUUUGCUGCCCAGCCUCCUAGGCCUUCAGCCUGGUAAUCCUGGGUCCUGCCCUGCCCAGUCUGGCUGCUGCAGGGAGCGGCCCUGGGUCAGUAUCCGGUCACUGUCCCCCCUGGGAAAGCUCAGAGCCUUCCAGGCAGGAGAGCCAGCCCUCCCCAGACCGUGGCUCUGGAGCCAGGCCUGGGCUGAGACAGGAGCUCCCAGCUGUAACCCAGCCCUGGCAGCCAGCAGGGCCACCCCUCCAUCCUGGGGGGGUCCCAGGAGGAGACCCUGGAGGAAAGAAGAGAUGCAAAUUGGCCUGGGAGGGUGGGAGAGGCACAGAUGUGCCAGUUUGUGUGCAGCUUGGACACGGAGGACAGCCCGCUGGGGCCCUCACAGGCUCAGGUGGCCGCAGGGCUGUCCUGGGUGGGGACGGUGGACAGGCACAAUCUCCAUGGUUUCUCUGUGAGAGCUGGGGCCGUGGCAGGGCUGGUUGCUCACCCCAUAUACAGGGGGCAGGAAGGACAGAGCUCAUACUGGAUGAUCUGUGAGAAUUGGGACCAGGGUGAGACUGGGUGAGAGUGGAAAGUGGGGUGAUGGCAGGCAGGGAGGCCAGGCUGUCUCCAGAAGGACAGUAGAGUAUCCUGUUAGAGUUGGCCGGGCAGAUAGAAGAGAGAGAAAGGCAGAUAGAGGGCCACAGAGACCUUGUGGCCUCGAGGCUGCAGAGCCCAGGGAACAGGUCAGGGGCCACGGGCCAGGGAGGUCUUUUGGGGUUGUGAGGGGCUGCGGUCCACCAUGGGGACAGGGAGGAGGCCGGUGAGUCACAGGUCUGGCCCCCUGGGGUGGGGUCAGAGGAUGCCCUCCCGCCACCUGGCUGGGUCUCCCUCACUCCGGGGCCCCAGCUGUGAAGACAAACCCAUGCUGCAAAGUUAGGUUUGAUUAUCUCAUAAAAAGAUGCCCCCUCCUGCUCGCUCAGCAGAGGGGUUGCCAUGGAGACCAGUGGGCAGGCCCCAAGGGGGGCUGGGCUGGAGCCAAUUACCGUGGCUACAGCGAGGAGAGAGCCCACCUCACCCGACUCUCAGAAGUUGGUUUACGAAAAGCAGUUGUCUCGGCAGGAACCAAGCCGUGUCUUUGUGCCCAAUACCCACUUCCUGGCAGAACUGAGCGCCACGUGGCCACUCCCCCAUGUCCUCCCUUGUCUCCCCUGACCCCACACCACCGUGUGGCUCAGUUCUGGCUCCUCACUGGGGCCAUGUUUAGAGUGGACACAGCAGCUUCGGGAGGGAGGAGAGGGAUCUCCCUCUCCUCCGAGCACAGGGCUCGGUUCAGGGGGAGUGAGCUGAGCCCCGACCACAGCCAGACUCACAGCCCACAGCUUCAGGCCUGGAGCCACAGGACGGUGGUGGGAUGGUGGCGUGGCUCAGUGGUGGUGUGGCAGGCGUGGCCACCAUGGGUGGCUAGUCUUGGUGGGUACAGCCACACCGUAUAGUUGGUGACAAGGCUCAGUUGGUGACCCCCACAGUCGGUGGUAUGGUCGGUAAUGUGAGUCCUGCCCCUGCCCCCAGAGCACCUGGGGCCUCCACCCCACCUGGCCCCAGGACAGGAAGUGCCAUUUACAUAGCACAGUUUUCUCUCUGGUGACAGCAGGUGAGACAGCAAUGGGGAGCUGGCAUGGUCAGGCCCCACCUUCCUAGGAAGAGUGUAUAGGAAGAGAGCAGAGAGGGUGUCUGCAGUUUAAAGAGAACCCAAGGCCAGGUGCUUUCCUCGCCCAGCCCACCCAGGGAGGGGCCUCCAGACCCCCAUCCCUGGGCUGCCAUUUCCCUAGUAGCCAACAAAUGGCCCUGGGGCUGGAAGUGUGGCAGAGGAGGCCCCCAGGCUGUGGGGAAAGGGGUCUCAGGACCUGUGAACCUGAGUCUGGGAGGACGCACAUGCCCAGCGAUCACUGCACGUUCUGGGCUUGCUGGGCUCUAUGUUUGGGGCAUCUGCACUGUCUGCCCAAGUAGACAGGACCCAGUGGGGCAGGGGCCCCUUGCGGGUGGGAGGGCCCCGGGGUCACAAUUCUGGGUUGGGGAAGCUGGCCUGUGGUCCGCUCAUUCCUCCUGCCUGGCUCCAACCCCAGCACUUAGCUGGCCUCCUGUCUGCAGAAUCCUGCUCUUAGCCAGCUGCCGAGGAAGGUGUUAGCUGUCAAUGCAGGUGUUAGCUGAUAACUCAAGUGUUGGCUGAUAAGCUAUAACCCUCCCGGGGGGAUUCACAUUUUAAUAGACUCACUGCUGAAGGCGGAAAGAAUUUUCAGCAUUCGAAAGGGGUAGGGGCUCAAUGGUGGAAUGAGAGGCAGGAAAGCUUACUCCGGAGUGGGUGACCCCACUGGUGAGACCAGCUCUGGAUGUGGCAUCCCAGCAGGUACUACUGCCCAUGCAGGGCCUUGGUGAAGCCCCGGGUGUAUCUGGCCCUGUAAUGGAGGAGGGCUUACAGGCCCCUGGGGCUGAGGGAGAACCCACUGGGAGGCUGUCCUUGCUGAUGGCAUCUGGGUGGGAGGGGUGCAGGCAGCUGGCACUGCAGGGGUUGGCUGGGGAGGAGCGAACUCCUCCCAGGGAGGAGAUGGAGCAGAGAAUGAGGCCAGGGGGCGGAGGCUUCAGGAGGGGUUCCUGCCAAGUCAGGAAGUGCUUGAAAGGAGGAUGUGUGGAGGAGGGAGCAGCCUGCCUGGGUGGUUGUGGGACGUGACUCCUCCUCCCGAGCCCUGGACACACUCGCCCUCCACCCCCACCCUUGGGCAUCCAGGAGCUUGUUUCUGAGAUAGCAGAGGUACCCAGAGGGACCCCAGCCCCGCUGCAGUGUUUCCUAGGCCCUGUGGGUGGAACCCCCACUGGGAGCCCCGGAGACUCGUGCAGUGCGGGCUCUGUGUUCACCGGAGUCCUGAGGAGGUGCCUGCAGUUGCCAGCGCCCAUUCCAGGAGGCCUUCAAGGAGCCGGCUGCUGGCAUGGGUGCUGUGGCUGCAGGCCUGGCGGGUGGCAGCCCCGUGCCCAGGCGCCUGUGUAUGCUACAAUGAGCCCAAGGUGACAACAAGCUGCCCCCAGCAGGGCCUUCAGGCUGUGCCCGCGGGCAUCCCUGCCUCCAGCCAGCGCAUCUUCCUGCACGGUAACCGCAUCUCACAUGUGCCAGCUGCCAGCUUCCGCGCCUGCCGCAACCUCACCAUCCUGUGGCUGCACUCGAAUGUGCUGGCCCGAAUUGACGCGGCCGCCUUCACUGGCCUGGCCCUCCUGGAGCAGCUGGACCUCAGCGACAAUGCACAGCUCCGGUCUGUGGACCCUGCCACCUUCCACGGCCUGGGCCGCCUGCACACGCUGCACCUGGACCGCUGCGGCCUGCAGGAGCUGGGUCCGGGCCUGUUCCGUGGCCUGGCUGCCCUGCAGUACCUCUACCUGCAGGAUAACGCGCUGCAGGCGCUGCCUGAUGACACCUUCCGCGACCUGGGCAACCUCACACACCUCUUCCUGCACGGCAACCGCAUCUCCAGCGUGCCCGAGCGCGCCUUCCGCGGCCUGCACAGCCUCGACCGUCUCCUGCUCCACCAGAACCGCGUGGCCCACGUGCAUCCGCACGCCUUUCGUGACCUUGGCCGCCUCAUGACACUCUAUCUGUUUGCCAACAAUCUAUCAGCGCUGCCCACCGAGGCCCUGGCGCCCCUGCGUGCCCUGCAGUACCUGAGGCUCAACGACAACCCCUGGGUGUGUGACUGCCGGGCACGCCCGCUCUGGGCCUGGCUGCAGAAGUUCCGCGGCUCCUCCUCCGAGGUGCCCUGCAGCCUCCCGCAACGCCUGGCUGGUCGUGACCUGAAACGCCUAGCUGCCAAUGACCUGCAGGGCUGCGCUGUGGCCACCGGCCCUUACCAUCCCAUCUGGACUGGCAGGGCCACCAACGAGGAGCCGCUGGGGCUUCCCAAGUGCUGCCAGCCAGACGCCGCGGACAAGGCCUCGGUACUGGAGCCUGGGAGACCGGCUUCGGCAGGCAAUGCGCUGAAGGGACGCGUGCCGCCUGGUGACAGCCCCCCAGGCAACGGCUCUGGCCCACGGCACAUCAACGACUCCCCCUUUGGGACUCUGCCUGGCUCUGCUGAGCCCCCGCUCACCGCAGUGCGGCCCGAGGGCUCUGAGCCACCAGGGUUCCCGACCUCAGGCCCUCGCCGGAGGCCAGGCUGUUCCCGCAAGAACCGCACCCGCAGCCACUGCCGUCUGGGCCAGGCAGGCAGCGGGGGUGGCGGGACUGGUGACUCAGAGGGCUCAGGUGCCCUGCCCAGCCUCGCCUGCAGCCUCGCCCCCCUGGGCCUGGCACUGGUGCUCUGGACAGUGCUGGGGCCCUGCUGACCCCCAGCGGACACGAGAGCGUGCUCAGCAGCCAGGUGUUUGUACAUACGGGGUCUCUCUCCACGCCGCCAGCCAGCCGGGGCGGCCGACCCGUGGGGCAGGCCAGGCCAGGCCCUCCCUGACGGACGCCUCCCGCCCGCCACCCCCAUCUCCACCCCAUCAUGUUUACAGGGUUUGGCGGCAGCGUUUGUUCCAGAACGCCGCCUCCCACCCAGAUCGCGGUAUAUAGAGAUAUGCAUUUUAUUUUACUUGUGUAAAAAUAUCGGACGACGUGGAAUAAAGAGCUCUUUUCUUAA